GUCUUCCACUCAUCACAAACGCAGGCCAAGGACGAAGGCAAGGCACACACGCGUACACUCUGACACACACGUACAGGCGCGGGACUUGAAGAGCGUGUAUGAUAUAGCGGUUCCAAAGGGGAGGCAAGGGAUUUUUGUACCCUCACACACACACCACAACAUUGUCCAAGAUGGAGCUUUUUGAGACCAACCCUUACUUCUUCCCAGACCAACGCUUUUAUGAAGGAGGGGAUAACUACUUCCCCUCUCGCCUGCCCGGGGCGUAUGACCAAGUUGGCUUCCAGGACAGGAACUCCAUGAUGGGUUUGUGCGCAAGUCUGUCUGGAGGUGUUGGGGUGACGCCACCUGAGGAUAAACCCUCACCGUCCAGCCUGUCGCCUCAAUCUGAGCCUCAUUGCCCGGGUCAGUGCCUGCCGUGGGCCUGCAAGCUGUGCAAACGGAAGACGGUGACCAUGGACCGUCGGAGGGCGGCCACACUGAGGGAAAAGAGGCGCCUGAAGAAGGUCAAUGAGGCUUUUGAUGCCCUGAAGAGGAGCACCCUGAUGAACCCUAACCAGAGGCUGCCCAAAGUGGAGAUCUUGAGGAGCGCCAUUCAGUACAUUGAAAGGCUUCAGGCUUUGGUGUCCUCCUUCAACCAGCAGGACACAGAGAUGGGGCAGCAGGGACUGCACUACCGAGCUGGACAGAACCAACCCAGAGUGUCGUCGUCCAGCGAGCCCAGUUCGGGCAGCACCUGCUGCAGUAGCCCGGAGUGGAGCAGCACCCCGGAGCAGUGCACGCAAAGCUACAGCAGCGAGGAGCUUCUGAGUGCCUCCGAAUCUCCAGAGCAUGCCACCAUCCAGACCCUGAGCUCCAUUGUGGACAGCAUGGCAGCAGCAGAUGGAUCUCUGCCCUUUCCUGUGGACAUUCCCAAAUAAAAACCUCCCCAGAGUGGACCCAAGGAAGCACACAGUGCCCCAAACAUAUUCAAUAUCAACUCAAUAUCAAUAUUUAAACUAUAGAUCAUUUUGACAGUAACUAAUGAAUUCCACCUUUGGCCUUAUUUCCUUUAUUCCCUGCCUUAAAGCCACAGUCCAAACAUUUGGAAGCUUACAGUUGAAAAAAACGUUGCAUGAACAAGGGCCUUGUUUCUCUCCUUACUUAAUUUAAGCUUUCCUCUUUUUCGAAACCUUUCCCUGAUCUUUCACUCUUGUGUGUGUUUUUAAUGCAAAAAACUAAAGAACCAUGAGUUUAUUUGUGGGGCCAACCUGUAUCAUGGCAGUUUUGACCAAGAUCUGCUUAAAUGUUUAACUGGUUACAGAUGCUAGUGAUGUAAAUACGUUCCCUUUUUCUACAGAGUGGUUUUGCCAGUUUAUUUUGUAUUGUUUUGUCUUUUUUUUUUGCUAACUUAUUGUUGACUUUUAUAACUAAGAUUGUUGUGUAUUUGUAGAUGUUUGGAAAUGUGAUAUUUCCUGACCAGUCCUUGUAAUAAAGACCAUUUUCAAUACAAUGUCUACGCUAUUAGUAAAUGCAGACAAAAAAGAUCUUAGUGUAAUUCACGAAAAUUGAAUUAAUCAGUACCACUGCCAAGCUGUCCCCAUCACAAACCCUUUAUAAAUUUUACAUACAAUAUUUUAAGUAUAUUUUACCAUUUUUUACUGCCAUUCCAUUGUAUUCAGUA
Molecule: messenger RNA, 1660 nt
Organism: Dunckerocampus dactyliophorus (ringed pipefish)
Lineage: Eukaryota; Metazoa; Chordata; Actinopteri; Syngnathiformes; Syngnathidae
Gene: myog
Product: myogenin
Exons: 3
Coding region: 171-917 (248 amino acids)
Biological process (GO): positive regulation of transcription by RNA polymerase II; muscle organ development; positive regulation of myoblast differentiation
Molecular function (GO): RNA polymerase II cis-regulatory region sequence-specific DNA binding; DNA-binding transcription factor activity, RNA polymerase II-specific; protein dimerization activity
Source: RefSeq, a predicted model, not a curated record